Messenger RNA from Perkinsus marinus ATCC 50983, 193 nucleotides. RefSeq lists its product as hypothetical. The transcript has a single exon. The annotation marks the transcript as partial. The record is from RefSeq and is a predicted model, not a curated record. Gene Ontology annotation, molecular function: glycosyltransferase activity. Lineage: Eukaryota; Perkinsozoa; Perkinsida; Perkinsidae.
AUACGCAUCGUACCGCUUUUUAUGGUAUGGUAUGUGGCACCGAUAAUGAUGAUGUCUCUAAUACCACAUAAGGAGAUAAGGUUCAUUUUCCCUAGCCUCCUGGCACUGACAAUAGUGGCGGCUUGUGGAGCUCAUCGGUGGGAUGAUGAUUAUCAUCAUAAUCGAUCAUUGGGGCGAGCGCGGUUGUCAUUAA